AUGGAUAUAAGUGAAUCGGGAAAAAAGAGGAAGCUUGACAUACAAGAACUUGAGGAGAUCCGAAAUGAGGCAUAUGAGAAUGAAGUUCUUUACAAAGAAAGAACAAAAGCAUACCAUGACAAGAUGAUUUCACGCAAGGUAUUUGAAAAAGGUCAAAAGGUAUUACUCUACCAUUCUCAUUUUAAAUUGAUUCCUGGUAAAUUAAGGUCCCGUUGGGUGGGACCAUUUGUUGUCACUAUUGUUUUUGAGCAUAAUACAAUAGAAAUCACAAGUGAGAAAACCGGGAAGAUUUUUAAGGUAAAUGGUCAUCGUUUGAAGCCUUAUUAUGAAGGAUUUCAAGUAAAAAAUGAAAAAGUCGAGGAAGUAACGGGUCCAAAGUACCAAGAUUGA
Messenger RNA from Lactuca sativa (garden lettuce), 390 nucleotides. RefSeq lists its product as uncharacterized. The record is from RefSeq and is a predicted model, not a curated record. NCBI's taxonomy places the organism in Eukaryota, Viridiplantae, Streptophyta, Magnoliopsida, Asterales, Asteraceae.